GUCUUCCUUCUGGUCACACUGGAUGAAAGCUGGCUGCCGGUCGCCUCGAUGGUCCGCCGGUGGCGUCUUUGGAGCAUAUGCAAACAAUGGAGCCUCCCCAGCUGGAAAACAUGAGGCUCCGCAGGUGUGACAGCGCAGCCUCGGUGCCUCAGUUCUGUAACUCCCCCACUGUGAUCGUGAUGGUGGGCCUGCCUGCCAGGGGGAAGACCUACAUCUCCAAGAAGAUGACUCGCUACCUGAACUGGAUCGGGGUUCCUACGAAAGUGUUUAACGUGGGUCAGUACCGCAGGGAAGCCGUCAAGACCUAUAAGAACUUUGAGUUCUUUAAACCCGACAAUGAGGAGGCCAUGAGGAUCCGCAAAGCCUGCGCUUCAGCCGCUCUCAAAGACGUGGCCCUUUACUUCUCAAAGGAAAACGGACAAGUUGCUGUUUUUGAUGCCACCAACACCACAAGGGAGAGGAGGGCCGUCAUCAACAGCUUUGCAAAAGAAAGAGGCUACAAGGUUUUCUUUGUCGAAUCAAUCUGUGACGAUCCAGAAAUCAUUGCAGAGAAUAUUAAGCAAGUGAAGUUUGGGAGUCCAGAUUACAUCGACCGUGACAUAGAUGAGGCCAUGGAGGACUUCAACAAGCGCAUCGAUUGUUACAAGACCAGCUACAUGCCAAUAGAUGACGAGAAGGACAGAAAGCUGUCCUACAUAAAGAUCUUUGACGUGGGCAGUAGAUACCUGGUCAACAGGGUCCGAGAUCACAUCCAGAGCAGGAUCGUCUACUACCUCAUGAACAUCCACGUCACUCCUCGCUCCAUCUACCUGAGCCGCCACGGCGAGAGCGAGCUCAACCUUUUGGGCCGCAUCGGUGGGGAUUCCAGCUUAUCCCCGAGAGGGCAAAAGUACGCCAGCGCCUUAGCGUCCUUCAUCCGAGGGCAGAGGAUCAAGGAUCUGAAGGCGUGGACGAGCCACAUGAAGAGGACCAUCCAGACCGCAGAGGCUCUGGGAGUCCAGUAUGAGCAGUGGAAGGCCCUCAAUGAGAUCGAUGCUGGGGUUUGUGAGGAGCUCACCUACGAGGAGAUUCAGGAAAACUUUCCGGAAGAAUUUGCUCUGAGAGACCAGGACAAGUAUCGCUACCGUUACCCCAAAGGAGAGUCGUACGAGGAUCUGGUUCAUCGCCUGGAGCCCGUCAUCAUGGAGCUGGAGAGGCAGGAGAAUGUUCUGGUGAUCUGCCACCAAGCCGUGAUGCGCUGCCUGCUCGCAUACUUCCUGGACAAACCAGCAAGCGAGCUGCCCUACCUCAGAUGCCCUCUUCACACUGUGCUCAAACUCACACCAGUGGCUUACGGCUGUAAGGUGGAGUCCUUUUAUUUGAAUAUUGAGGCUGUCAACACACACAGAGAGAGGCCAAAAAAUGUGAACACCAACAGGAACCCAGACGAAGCUCUGCAGACUGUUCCUGAUCACGUUUAAGAAUUCAUCCGAACGUUCAGGAUGAAACUGGAAGCGGUUCAAGAGAUUUCAGAGAAGAAUGACGGAGUCACAAAGACCGGUUCUGCAGCUGGUUCUGUUUCCGUGUCUGUGAACGUUUUCUGACUGACUGAAUGACUGUAGAGGAUCUUUUUGUAAACCAUGAAGCUUUGAUGAUAAAGAAUUUAUACACAUAAAGUCCUUGGACCUGCAAAUAAAACUCUAAAAAGUGAAUUCUACUAUUUAAUGAAUCAGGACCCUGGACAGCUCCUAAUCAAAUGUUAGUUUACGGUUUAAUUAAGGGUUAUUUGUUGAUUUUAGUGUAAAAAUGUAAAUAAAUAAAGAUAACAUUGACAAG
Molecule: messenger RNA, 1815 nt
Organism: Oryzias melastigma (Indian medaka)
Lineage: Eukaryota; Metazoa; Chordata; Actinopteri; Beloniformes; Adrianichthyidae
Product: 6-phosphofructo-2-kinase/fructose-2,6-bisphosphatase
Exons: 14
Coding region: 78-1460 (460 amino acids)
Biological process (GO): fructose 2,6-bisphosphate metabolic process; fructose metabolic process
Cellular component (GO): cytosol; 6-phosphofructo-2-kinase/fructose-2,6-biphosphatase complex
Molecular function (GO): ATP binding; 6-phosphofructo-2-kinase activity; fructose-2,6-bisphosphate 2-phosphatase activity
Source: RefSeq, a predicted model, not a curated record